AUGAGCAACUUAGGCCACCCUGCUUCUGAAGAAGAGCUUCAAAGGAUGGUGAGAGAGGUCGAUUUCGAUGGCGAUGGAUUCAUCAAUUUGAAUGAAUUCAUAAAGCUCAACACUACCGGCGUGGAUUCAACUGCAAUCUUGGAAGAGUUACGGAAUGCAUUCUUGAUAUUCGAUCUUGAUGGGAACAGAUCGAUUUCGUUAGAGGAAUUGCAGAGGGUGUUGCGAAGCUUGGGCGAUGAGAGCUCGAUGGCAAAAUGUAGGAAGAUGAUUCGUGGGGUGGAUUGUGAUGGCAAUGGUCUUACAACAAGGAGAAUGGCGACGGGAUUGAACAAUGGAACCCUCUCCAUUUUCGAUUCUCCCGAUUCUUCUUCUUCCUCUGCUCUCCGCCUCACCUCUCGUUAG
Molecule: messenger RNA, 402 nt
Organism: Magnolia sinica
Lineage: Eukaryota; Viridiplantae; Streptophyta; Magnoliopsida; Magnoliales; Magnoliaceae
Product: probable calcium-binding protein CML25
Exons: 2
Coding region: 1-402 (133 amino acids)
Molecular function (GO): enzyme regulator activity; calcium ion binding
Source: RefSeq, a predicted model, not a curated record